Triticum urartu is the source of this 908-nucleotide messenger RNA. Its product is annotated as putative protein ABIL5. The record is from RefSeq and is a predicted model, not a curated record. Lineage: Eukaryota; Viridiplantae; Streptophyta; Magnoliopsida; Poales; Poaceae.
AUGGACGCGGGGGGCGCAGCACCCCAGAGCUUCGACGGCGCGCUCAGAGAGCUCAAGGAUCUGCAGUCGCAGCUGCACCAGGCGGCGGACUGCUGCGAGAAGGCGUUCCUCGCCACCGAGGAGAAGAGGCUAAUCCUGGACAGUACAAAGAGCUACAUCUGCAACGCGGUAGUGGCAGUGAUUGAUCAUCUGGGGACCGUUUCAUCCAAGCUUGAGCACCAGCUGGAGGACAAGACUGAGAUCAUGCAAACAGAGCAGAAGAUCAGCUUCCUGAAGCAGAGGCUCUUGACAUGCGAACAGUAUGCAAUUUCUCUCCAACUAUUGGCCGUUCGUGCGGACGCUGGCGCCGUUCAAUAUCAUCGCCGUUACCUUUCCCAAUCUACUGAAAGAAACAACCAGGAAAAUGUUGCCAAGUCAAGAGAUGACCCAGAAGAACCCCUCAAGCUCAAUAGCACAGUGGCGCCAGGAGCUACUCGCACUCUGAAGCCAUAUGAUGCUGAAUCAACCAUCGGGAGGGAGCAUGCCGUGGCGGGUGCAGACGGUGGAAACCCAGCAUCCACAGCGAGGUCAUUUUCCUUCAGAGCAGAGGAUGUUCACGUUGCUGCAGGGGGUCAUCACAAGAAGAAGAAAGGCAGCCAUGGCAGCAACAUCAUGUCAUUUCUCAAAAGAAGCAAGCGACAUGCGUAACGGUGAAAAGAGCCAUAGUUUUUGCCAGCCAUCCGAAUGUCCAUUGUUCUGUAACAGGAAUGUAUACAUGUUUGAGUUCUGCUCCGGUGCACGCAUGUGCAGACGUGCAGUCAAUUGAAAUUCAGGGUCGAGCUGAAACAUUCAUUCCGCAUCGAGGAGAAGCACGCAUGUUCAUUUCAUUUCCAGUCUCAAGGUUUUAUACUAUGGUGGUUCUUUUUUUC